CCCCCCACUCCCCUACCCCUCCCAAUACCUUAUUUCUCCCAGUAUCUCCAAUAACCUACUAAUUUUAGGUUAUUUGGAGGUCCUUUCUAUACCCAUAUCUGCCCACGAGUGAUCUCCUGGUCAUAAUUUGUUUUUCUGGCUAGAAGACUGGAGGACAUGUCCUUCUUCUCGGAGAGUGGUCCCAGACGGCAGGGUUCCGGUGGGACGCGGCGCUCCAGCCCCUGCAGGAUGUCUGACCCGUGUCUGGUGUGUCUCCUGAGCCUGGCCCUCUGCCUGACCCUGUCUUCCUGCCAGCGGGCCGACCUCAGCGGGAAACACCCCAUGGUCACCACGGGCUAUGGCAAGCUGCGCGGCGUCAGGAAGGAGCUCAACAACGAGAUCCUGGGGCCCGUGGAGCAGUACCUGGGUGUGCCCUAUGCCACCCCGCCCAUCGGCGAGCGUCGCUUCCAGCCCCCUGAGGCACCAGGUUCCUGGCAGGAGAUCCGCAACGCCACCCAGUUUGCCCCUGUGUGCCCGCAGAACGUACACGGGGUGCUGCCUGAGAUCAUGCUGCCGGUGUGGUUCACCGACAACCUGGAUGCUGCAGCAGGCUACGUUCAGAACCAGAGUGAGGACUGUCUGUACCUCAAUGUCUACGUGCCCACUGAGGAUGGUCCGCUCACAAAAAAACACGAUGAGUCUACAAUGAACAAACCGAGAGAUGAAGAUAUCCGUGACCGUCGGAAGAAGCCGGUGAUGCUGUUCAUCCAUGGCGGCUCCUACAUGGAGGGGGCGGGAAACAUGUUCGACGCCAGCAUCCUCGCAGCCUACGGCAACGUCAUCGUGGUCACCAUGAACUACCGUCUGGGCGUGCUCGGGUUUCUGAGUACUGGGGACCAGUCAGCCAAGGGGAACUAUGGUCUGUUGGACCAGAUCCAGGCUCUGCGCUGGCUCAAUGAGAACAUUGGCCACUUUGGAGGAGACCCAGAGAGGAUCACCAUCUUUGGCUCCGGUGCCGGAGCCUCCUGUGUCAAUCUGCUCAUCCUCUCCCACCACUCUGAGGGGCUGUUCCAGAGGGCCAUAGCCCAGAGCGGCUCAGCCAUCUCCAGCUGGUCGGUCAACUACCGGCCCCUUAUGUACACCAAGAUCCUGGCUAAGAAGGUAGGCUGCAGCUACGGGGACACAGGCGACCUGGUGGAGUGUCUGAGGAGGAAGAGCUUCAGGGAGCUGGUGGACCAGGACAUCCAGCCGGCCAGGUAUCACAUCGCCUUCGGCCCUGUGGUGGAUGGAGACGUGGUUCCCGACGACCCCGAGAUUCUCAUGCAACAGGGGGAGUUCCUGAACUAUGACAUCCUGCUAGGGGUGAACCAGGGAGAAGGCCUGAAGUUUGUGGACGACAGUGAGGGGGAUGAUGGGAUCUCUGCAGCUUCCUUCGACUACACCAUCUCCAACUUUGUGGACAACCUGUAUGGAUACCCUGAGGGUAAGGACAUCCUGAGGGAGACCAUAAAGUUCAUGUACACAGACUGGGCCGACAGGGACAACGGAGACAUGAGGAGGAAGACCCUGCUGGCACUGUUCACAGAUCACCAGUGGGUGGCGCCAGCGGUGGCCACAGCCAAGCUGCACGCUGAGUUCCAUUCUCCUGUCUACUUCUACACCUUCCACCACCACUGCCAGACGGAGGCCCGGCCAGAGUGGGCGGACGCGGCCCACGGGGAUGAGCUGCCCUACGUGUUUGGGGUCCCCAUGGUGGGAGCCACCGACCUGUUCCCCUGUAACUUCUCCAAGAACGACGUCAUGCUCAGCGCUGUGGUCAUGACGUACUGGACCAAUUUUGCCAAGACCGGGGAUCCCAACCUGCCUGUACCCCAGGACACUAAGUUCAUCCACACCAAGCCCAACCGCUUUGAGGAGGUAAUCUGGACCAAAUUCAGCUCCAAGGACAAGCAGUACCUCCACAUCGGCCUGAAGCCCCGCGUCAGGGACAACUACCGGGCCAACAAAGUGGCCUUCUGGUUGGAGCUGGUGCCUCACCUGCACUCCAUACAUGAUGACCUCUACCCCAUCACCACCCGCCUGCCGCCUGGAGGAGGAGGAGGUCCCCGCGUCCACCGACCUGGUCCCCCAGGGGCACGCUCCACCCGCCAACCCGUCAUCUCCACCAACCCACCCGAACCCGAGCCAGACCCCUCCGAGCCGCCCCGCCGCAACCCGUUCCCCGACGAGAUAAGGGACUACUCCACGGAGCUGAGUGUGACAGUUGCGGUGGGCGCCUCGCUGCUCUUCCUCAACGUGCUGGCCUUUGCAGCCCUCUACUAUAAGCGGGACAAACGCCACGAGCUGCUGCAGAGACGCCACCGCCGCUUGUCCCCCCAGCGCGGCAUGGGCACCACCAUGGGCAUGGGAGUGGUGGGCGCCCCGUCCCACAACGACCUGGCGCUGAGCCAGGAGGAGGAGCUCAUGUCCCUGCAGAUGAAGCAGCAGAGGGUGGAGAUGGAGCACGGCAUCGGCACGCCCCUCCCUUCCCGGGGUCUCCACGGCGACCUGGAGCCUCUACGGGCGCAGGUGGGCCCACCAGACUACACGCUGGCCCUGCGGCGGGCACCGGAGGACGUGCCGCUGAUGACGGCCAACACCAUUACCAUGAUCCCAAGCACCAUCAGCGGCAUGCAGCCCCUCCACCCUUUCAACACCUACCCCCCCGCCCCGGCCCCCUCCACCACCCCCACCCCUGGCCACAGCAACAACGCCCUGCCACACCAACACUCCACCACCCGCGUAUAGGACCAGGCACAACCUCUGGUUCAGCAGAGACACAAACAAACACCACAGAUGGAUCCCCUCCUGUUCUUUCUCUCUCUCACUGGGAUUAUCCUCCAGCUUUUUCUGUGUUGCUUUUUUCUUUUUUUCUCUCUGUUGUUCUGUUCUCUGUCGAUCUCCCCAUGAGGCUGUGGUGUCGCCCCCUACCGUUGGGACACAUGGCUCAGUCUAACUCAGGCUGUGGACUGCUGGGACAAAGACCCAUCAUUACAACUAACACAUCUCUAUCACACAUCCUCCAACCUGUUCAUAUGUCUGUACAAUCUGGGUGUUUCGCUCUCUUCCUCUCUCUCACUCUCAACCCAUAUUACUGCUUCUCUUCUUCUCUGCCUCCCACUCACUUUCUCUUCCCGUCUGUUCCUGUAGCUCUUGAUCGCAACGUUCACGCAAUCCUCCCAGUCUCAUUUUCAUCCUCCUUUCUCUCUCAAAUAAACCACUUCAUGACUCCUUUUUUCCUCUUUGGAGUCUUUUAUACAAACACAUAAAUGUAAAUGAUGUAUUAUUGAUAAAUUGUAAGGAUAUGAAUGAAAAAAAGUGAUAUUCUGAUAUCUCGUUUUUACCAGCAUUCUUGGUGCCAAGAACUGUGAUAACGUUCCUCUCUCAAUGAGGGUCCAAUGGACCACCAGGAGAGGUCCAUCCUGACUUGAUCUUACACAAGGAAGUACCAUCAAAAAAGUGCCAAAUGUUUCAUUUUUCUUUUUGAUCUAUCGCACUUUGUUUUGUUUUUCUUGCAUUCAGUGUUGCACUGUGGCUGGGCUUUACUCAAGGGGGAAGAGACUGAAUAUAUCCUUGUAAAAAUAUAAAGAGAAUAUUAAGAUUCAUAACUGGUUUGCUGUCUGGGAUCUUUUGCAUGAUUUUUUUUUUUUCUAAACGGAGCACGGACAUCGGAGUGGAAAGCUUGUUUAUUUUUAUGUUUGGCCUUGUUUUCUUAUUGUUGUUUUCUUUUCUUCUUGAAAAGUAUUUUUUUUUUGUGUUUUAUCGGCUGAACUUUGUGCACUUCAUGAAGGAAACUAUGUUCUAUUCUGUAGAUACUUCAAAAGAGGUAUCAGGGGAUGAAUAUUGACUAUGAUUAGAACAAGGAGAACAAAUAUGUCCUUUAGUUUUUCAUUUUUUAUCACUGAGGCUGUGCCACAAGCACCUGCCGCCCUGAGAGACUGUUUGAAGCCCCGUCUACCCCCACCCCCUCUCUUUUUAGUUCACUCUUUCUCUCAAUACUUCAGCUGUGAAGUGUUGCACGGUCAUCGCGUUACCGUCUCAACUGAAGAUUGUCUUUGAUCAUUCCUCUGUAAAAAAAUAUUGUUGGACUUUACCACUCCGUCAGCUUGCAGUGUUUAUCCACGAUAGGCUAAUACUAGUUUUUCAAUCGUGAAAAUGUCAUAUUUCACGUGAAUUGCCUCAAUGGUAAAAAUUGAUAUAAUUCUAAAUAUUUUCCUGGAAAUGAGGGUUGUCUUUGAACAAUUAUCUUAGUUUUAAGCACUCUUAUCCUCUCCCCAGUGGACUUUUAGCUGCGUGCUACAGGUUUCUGGAUACUGGAUAUGUCAGUCUUUUCAUCUCUUCUGUUGCUCUGAGAUUCUCUCUGUUGUUGAGGGGCAGGGGGUAUGAAGGGGGCUCAGACUGAGGUAGGUCAAAGGUGAAGAAACCUUGUACGCACGUUUCAGAUCUUUCAACUGCACAACUGAACACAGGGACACGACAAACUCUGGACAUUCAUGAGAAAAAAAACUGUUACCGAAGUUGAGACAACGUUAGGAAAACAUUGACAUUGAAAACAACAAUGGAGAGACGAAUCUUCAGCGGGAACCUUACAUGUCGCCGAUGCACAGAGGAUGCAUUCUAAAACUUGAGUAGAAAAACAUUUGAUAAACAUUACUCACAUAUAACACAAACAACAAACCUAGCGGGAUGUUUUUCCUGUUUUGUUUCCUGUCUUGUUUUGGGAUGAUGAUGAUCACACUCCGGGGUUAUAGACUGGGGUCCAUCACAGGGGACUGGACAGAGAACCAGGACUCAGAAAAAGAACAAAACACACAUGAAAAACAAACUGUACAUUUUUUUUUAAAGCGUAAGAGAACAAACUGUUAUUUGUAAAUAUUAUGUUUAUGGUUUGGUUUAUGAAUGAAGGGCCAAAUCUUUCCUUUGUGACAACAGGUGCAAGUUCAGACGGCUGAUUUGAGCUCUUGUUGUUUGAUUUUCUUUCAUAUCUUAGAUUUUCAAGGUCAAAGUGCAACAAGUUAUGGGCACAUAUAGACAGUUAUUAACAUACAUGAAUGAUCUGUGAAUGAAAACUACAUCUAAAAUCAUAGCAUGGUUGAGUUCAACAUAAAUAGCAGUAGGGACAGGGAUAUGGCUCAGGUUUCUCUAGGGUAGAAGGAAUAUACUGGAUGUGGGUGGGGUCCUGGGGGAGGUCGGCAUUACUUGCACAUUUUGUCAACUGCCACAUCAAUCACGAAGACAGCUUUUGUCUGGAAUGACAAUUUAUUUAAGAUGAGUUCUUUUGCAUCUGUUAGGUGGCCAAUGGUAAGAGCUGCAUAGAGAGCAGAUUUAGAGAGAGAAUAUGGAUACAGGGAGAAAGAAAAGGGGAGAGUGAUAGGGAGAGACGGAAGGAAAGAAAGGCAGUGAUAAUGGUAGAGGAAGGCAGUGAUAAUGGUAGAGAUAGGCAUGGUUUGAAACUGUGCUCAACCCAAACCUACAAAACAAGGGAACUUGAAUCUUGAUGGUGGUGCUGUUGGUAAUUGUUAGUGACACUCACUGUCCUGAGAAGUGACAUAGUAUUACCGAAUAGCUUAGAACAGGUACAGUAUGUUGUCAACACCUUGGUACUCUUUAGUCUUGUUUCAGACUCUGAUGGUUGUGGUUGCUUUGCUAUCCUUUACUAUUAUGUCUGCCAUCCACACUGUUUAAGUCAUUUUCUGGAAUAUCAGCUCACCUGUUUGCUGUCCAUUUGAGAUGCCCAUGUUUCCCCAAAAAAAAAAAGCAGUAUUUUUCUAUUUAAAAUUGGAAACCGGGGAUGACAGCCAACAGACUGGAAGCACACUCUCACCUGUUUACACGGUGACACUAAAGUCUGGCGUUGGCUCAAUGUUACAAACAAAAAAACAUUGCAAAGAUGCAAAUCUCUACUUUUCCAAGGUUCGCGCUGGGUUGCCGAAAAAUACUUGCACCUGUUUGUGUCUGUUUUCAUUUCAUCUGGAAUCCGUAACCUACUGGAGGAUUGAGACACUGUAAGGAAGCAUAACGAACGGGUUUAAAGAAGGACGUUAAUAUUUCAUAUAGAGGCUGAUGACACACUGUAUGUUGUGUGUCUGAACUGGAGAACAUUAAAAAGAUAUCCUUAAACAAA
Salmo salar (Atlantic salmon) is the source of this 6142-nucleotide messenger RNA. Its product is annotated as neuroligin-2. The record is from RefSeq and is a predicted model, not a curated record. Gene Ontology annotation, molecular function: neurexin family protein binding. Gene Ontology annotation, cellular component: membrane. Lineage: Eukaryota; Metazoa; Chordata; Actinopteri; Salmoniformes; Salmonidae.